Molecule: messenger RNA, 2137 nt
Organism: Lentinula edodes (shiitake mushroom)
Lineage: Eukaryota; Fungi; Basidiomycota; Agaricomycetes; Agaricales; Omphalotaceae
Product: FAD binding domain-containing protein
Exons: 7
Coding region: 98-2008 (636 amino acids)
Molecular function (GO): FAD binding
Source: RefSeq, a predicted model, not a curated record
UUGUUGUCUAACUGCUAUAUAAGACUCAGGAUGGCUUGCAAAUCUCAAGAGUUGUUUUUAUCAGACAAACUCUACUGCGCAUCCUCGUAUAAUCGAUAUGGUCUCAAAGAUUACAAGUGCGGAACGCGUGAACGUCUUGAUCGUCGGUGCCGGUCCGGUUGGACUUGUUUCUGCGCUCCUCCUCCUUCGCGACGGUCUCUCUGUACGGGUCAUCGCGAAGGAAACUAAGCCUAGGACUGGCUGUCGAGGCCCAGGUAUUCAACCGCGCACGCUCGAGCUCUAUAAAUUCCUUGGAGUCCUCGACGAUAUCCUGGCAGGUUCUGGUCCGCAUCAAUCCAUCCAUCAAUAUACGUCUCCAGAUAAUGGCGAGCCUCCGGUCAUUCUUUGGGAUGAAUCCAAGAAGAAGGUGGAGGAGAAGGUCGAUAAACCUUAUCUCAGCACCCGUAUCAUCGCCCAAGUGGAUCACGAAGCUAUCUUCCGUGCCUGUCUUUUGAGAGACUAUGGUUGUCAAGUCGAGUUUGGCACGGAGCUCAUUUCGUACGAACAAGGAUCCGACACUGUCGAGGCAACUCUUCUCAAAAGUUUAACUCACAAAACCGAAACCGAAACGACCAAAUUUGACUGGCUCAUAGGUGCAGAUGGAGCCCACAGCGUAGUUCGUAAACAUUUGGGUUGUUCUUUCUUGGGACAAUCAAUCAAGAAAGCAGGAGGAAUGUUACUGGCUGAUAUUCAUCUGCUGAAUGGAUGGGGUGACGAUCAUAUCAAGGCAUGGGGCGCCCUUGCCGAAAAAUCACUUCUGAUUCGUCCCUAUAUGUCAGCAUUCUCAGCUCAACAUUCCACCCCUUCUCAACCCAAAAGCGAUACAAGAGUUCAGGUCAUGAUUGCUAGCCAGGAUGUGGAGUACACGACUGAAAAUUUCAAAUUGAAUGGGGUCGUGGGCGAUGGAAACACCAAAGGAAGAAGGGAUAUGUUAGUAGAUAUGAUUCAUGAGCUGAGCGGAAGGAAGGACUUGGUAUUUGGAGAUCUUAUUGGGAUAGGAGUUUGGCGACCCAAUAUUCGAAUGGUUGACAGUUUCGGAAAAGGGAAAGUGUGGAUCGCCGGAGAUGCGGCCCACGUCCACUCUCCCACUGGCGGACAAGGUCUUAACUCCGGUGUUCAAGAUGCAUUCAACCUUUGUUGGAAGCUUUCCCUUGUUCAUAAGGGGAAGUCGACCUCGAACAAACUAAUGGCAUCAUACACAGAAGAGAGAAUGAGGGUGGUGAAAGCAAUGUUGAAUGUCACAACGAGGUUGCUUAGGCAGGCCUUUGGAGUGAACGAGGAUAAAACUGUCAACAUCGAGGUUAAUUCUGCCCAAACCACCAUCAGCACCACAACUACCUCCACGAAUUCCCCUGACAAGAAACAACCUAGUGGGAUCAACAACAUCGUUCGCGGCUUCGAGUUGCGUAUGUUUGGCAUCAACUACCGAGGGAGCUCGAUUGUACUUGACGAAGUGGCGCCUCCCGCGGAGGUAUUGGACCCAUACAAGAUGUCCCCAGAGGAACCGGUCAGGGGAGGGGACCGCGCUCCCGAGGCACCUGAUUUGAAGAUUCUGCAUGAAAACUCUUCGGAUGGAAUAACGAGCUUGUUUGAGAUUUUUGAUACGACGAAACACACCGCUUUAGUGUUUUUUAAGUCCCCGCUGGCUAUUCAAGAGUUCUCUCGAGCAUUGGCCAAUUACCCAAAUGGCACCAUGAGGAUUGUCGUGAUUCAUCCGCAGGGAUCGACCGAGCGGGUUCUGAUCGAUGGUAAACAGGAAGGAGAUGUUGUGGAAGUCCUGGAUACGAAGGGUCAUGCGUAUGGGUCGUAUUUGCGCGGUGUUGACUCUAAUGCCGUUGUAGCUUCUGAAGGUGCUGUGAGUCAAGACACCGGGGGGAUAGUGAUUGUUAUCAGACCUGAUGGGCACGUAGGCGCCAUCGUGAAAGAUGUGGCAGGAGUGGACAGGUAUCGACGGAAAGUGUUUACAUAACAGAUCUAUUAACAUGAAACAUCUAUGUUUUGGAACUCUUAAUAUAUCCCUGGUAGUAUAUCGGUUAGUACACGCGCCUGUCAUCAGCUUUGUGCGCGCGAAAGCUGGGUUCGACUCCCAGCCAGGGAG